UGUCACAAGCGAUGUUCACGUUACCCAAGAAACCAUUGUGAGAAGUGCGAUCACGUGGGAACAUGUCUUGGCGGACGUUUGUUUGCAAGUUCGUGGUGUGUGGCCGUCCAAUUAUCGUAUCUGGUAGAUAUAUUCAUCCGCAAUUGUGGACACAAUGGAUAGAAUAAAUAGGGGAGGCGUUACAAAGUUCACAGACAUUUCGGUGGUCGAGUACAAAGAUGUUGACCAGCUGGAACCUUCUUCUCGUGGCAGGGUUGUUCUCCUCCACAGCGGAAAGCCUAUGGAAUUGGAACUUGAAGGAAUGCUUCGGCGAGCUCGGCUGUUUUCGCACCGGAGGUGACUUCUACGACCCGCUACACCGACCCAUAAGUAUACUACCCAAUAGUCGCCGGGCCGUGAACACCACUUUCCUGCUUUUUACCCGCAAGAACCCGAAGCAAGAACACACCUUGUUGUGGUCGAGCAGUUUGCACGACCUGCGACACUCCCCUUUCAAUGCGUCGAGUCGGACAAAGAUCAUCAUUCACGGAUGGCUCGACAGCAUCUUCUUUGUGGGGUGGAUGAAGGAGAUGGCGGAGGCAUUGCUUCUGGAAGGCGACUACAACGUGUUCCUCGUUGAUUGGAAAGGAGGAAACGGACCUCCUUACGCCCAGGCUACGGCUAAUACUCGACUAGUUGGAGCUGAAGUAGCGCUAUUAAUACAAAAGUUACAGAAUGCCUUCGGCGUCGACCCCAUGAGCUUCCACAUUGUGGGACAUAGCCUCGGGAGCCACAUCGCGGGAUAUGCGGGAGAGAGAAUAAAAACCCUCGGGCGGAUUACGGGUUUGGACCCGGCUCAACCUUACUUUAAGAAAAUGCCGCGAAGCGUUAGGAUCGACCCAACAGACGCAGACUUUGUCGAGAUCAUUCACACAGACGGCUCUCAAUUCUUUCCCAAUAUUUUAAAAGGCAACGGUCUGGGCUUGUACGAUCCCGUCGGGCACCUGGACUUCUACCCAAACGGCGGAGUGCACAUGCCCGGUUGCGACUAUGUCGCAAGAAUCACAAAGUUCUUUACUUCGGGGUUGAUUGCCGGCAAGCGUGCUUUUCUCUCCUGUAACCACCAGAGGGCCGUGGAGUACUUCACGGAUUCCAUCAACGACAAGCGCUGUCUGUCGAUGGCCUACGCUUGUAAAUCCCACGAAGUGUUCAACAAAGGAAGCUGCUCCGACUGCGGUCCAGAUGGAUCGCAGUGUGCGCCUUUCGGUCUCCAUGCUGACCGUUGGCGCCGAUUCAAGAAUGACUCUCAGUCUGUUCGAAUGUUCGUCAACACCAAUGCAGAGACACCUUACUGUCUGUUCGAGUACAUAGUCUACGUGAAUAUAGAAGGCGAUUCGAAUGCAACGAGACUUCGAGGCUACAUCCUCCUUACCUUACAGGGCAAUGAAGGUGCGACAACCUUGAAGCUACGCAACGGUGUCUUGCAAAUAUGGCCCACGACAAGAUACAAGUUUAUGCCGACAACGCCGUCUAGCGUUGGAAAAAUAAGAACUGCGUCUCUAAAAUACAUCAGCUAUGAACUUGUGAACAAACGAGGGCUCCACUUAAAAUUUGUUGAAAUCAGAUCCAUGAACAGUGCAGUGCUACGAAGCCAAAGAAGUGAGUCCACGUUGAAGAUGUGUCCCGAAAACACGAACAGAGUACAACCCUACGACACGGUUCCGCUGAUACCCUGCUGAGAAAUGACUUCACGAAUAAAUAAACUGACGCCAACUAUGA
Messenger RNA from Ornithodoros turicata, 1758 nucleotides. RefSeq names its product pancreatic triacylglycerol lipase-like. The transcript has 10 exons. Gene Ontology annotation, molecular function: triacylglycerol lipase activity. The coding region runs from base 219 to 1718 and encodes 499 amino acids. Gene Ontology annotation, biological process: lipid catabolic process. The record is from RefSeq and is a predicted model, not a curated record. NCBI's taxonomy places the organism in Eukaryota, Metazoa, Arthropoda, Arachnida, Ixodida, Argasidae.